AUGGCGUCUUUACCAGCACCUCUGACCUCUACCGCCGAGCAUUUCAAUUUCGCGACAGACGUCGUGGACAAAUGGGCACACAUCGACCCCAACCUGCGCGCGAUGCUGUGGACGACGGCCGGCCCUCGCGGCAAUUCCCCCCCUCGCACAUUCACCUAUCGCUACUUUCGAGACCAGAGCCAUCGGGCUGCACACCUGUUGAGAGACCUUGGCGUCCAAUGUGGAGAUCGGUUGAUGAUCGUCUCGAACAGAGUACCCGCAUGGUGGGAGGAAAGUCAUCUCGACUCCUAUAAUACAUCCGAUGCCGCGAUACGGUCUGGGGUUGUCCUCUGUCCGUGUACCGUGCUGGCGACACCCAAAGAUAUCGAGUACCGUGUUCAAGCCUCGCAAUGUACCAUCUUCGUUGGUAAUCGAUCGACCAUCAGUGCUUUCCUCGGAGUCAGGUCAAGAUGUCCCAGUGUGCGAGUCAUCUUGCAGGUCGACGGCGAACCGCACGAAGACGCGGUCCAGUAUCGGCAAGCCUUGGAACAGACGUCUUUGCAGGAUUUCAUCGGGCCCAAGACCACAUGGUCGGACCCUUGCAUCAUCUAUUUCACAUCCGGGACCACGGGCCUGCCCAAAAUGGUGCUUCAUAACCAGGUCUCCUACCCCUUAGCUCAUGCUUCAACUGGUAAAUAUUGGUUGGAUCUGGAUCAAAGCAAAGUCUUUUGGACGCUGGCCGAGCAGGGAUGGGCCAAAGCAGGAUGGUCAUGGUUCGCGACCUGGAACAUGGGCGCCACAUUGUUCAUCCAAGACGACCGAGGGGCGUUUUCUCCCCAGUCGCUGAUCGACACGCUCGCCGAGUACGACAUCACCACUCUCUGUGCGCCGCCGACCGCGUAUCGCCAGCUCGUCACCCCGGAUAUGCAGGCGUACUUUGCGCAGAGGAGACCUAGAGCUUUGCAACAUUGCGUUAGCGCGGGAGAGCCACUGAAUCCCGAGGCUGUGAAUGUGUGGAAAGCCAUGAGUGGGAUUGAAAUCAAGGACGCGUAUGGUCAAACCGAGACGACCAUGGCUGCGGGGAAUUUCGUUGGUGUCAAGGUGAAGCUGGGCAGUAUGGGCAAAGCCACGCCCGGCGUGCCGCUCGACGUGAUUGACGAGCAGGGCAACAUUGCCCCCGACAACACGGAAGGUGACCUCGCAGUCAAAGUGGUGGACGAACACGGCCGGAGGACCAAGGGUGUCUACGACGGAUACAUUUCGAAAGACGGUCAGGUGAGUCGGGCUACCAGAGUGUCGUCGUCGUCAUCAUCGUCGCUGUCAUCGCGAAGUCGACCAGGCAAGUACGCGGCGGAAUGGCAUAUUACUGGGGAUCGAGCGUAUCGCGACGCAGACAGGUAUCUUUGGUUUGUAGGCCGAUCCGACGACGUGAUCAAUUCGAGUGGCUACAGGAUUGGCCCCUUUGAAGUCGAAUCCGUCCUGAAACAGCACCCGGCCGUACUCGAGUCCGCCGUCGUGGCCUCCCCGGACGCCAACCGCGGCGAAGUGGUCAAGGCCUUUAUCGUGCCGACCCAGGACUACCGAGACCGCGCGUUCGCCCCCGAAACCGCGGCCUCGCUGAUCCGCGCAAUUCAGGAUUUCUGCAAGAAGGAGGCCGCGCCGUACAAGUACCCGCGCAAGAUCCAGUUCGUUGAGCCGGCGUUUUUGCCCAAGACCACGAGCGGGAAGAUCCAAAGGGGGGUUCUGAGGAGGAUGGAAAAUGCGGCGGCGGCGGCGAAGACGAUGCGGGGAUCGCAUGGCGGUGCGAAGUUGUGA
Molecule: messenger RNA, 1794 nt
Organism: Fonsecaea nubica
Lineage: Eukaryota; Fungi; Ascomycota; Eurotiomycetes; Chaetothyriales; Herpotrichiellaceae
Exons: 8
Coding region: 1-1794 (597 amino acids)
Biological process (GO): fatty acid biosynthetic process; acyl-CoA metabolic process
Molecular function (GO): fatty-acyl-CoA synthase activity; fatty acid ligase activity
Source: RefSeq, a predicted model, not a curated record